UGUUGAUGGUCGAUGUCCGUUGUGUAAUGAAAAGCAAGGCGCCAAUAAUUGGGCCCGACAUUGUUCAAGAAACCAUAAGGAUUUUAUUCUGUCUGAUGACGUUGUUGUUGCCGCAGGAAAUGAAGUUUGUUAUUUACUCUGUUUUAACGGGUUUAAUUUAUGAAUUUAUUUUAUUUCCUUUUUUGUUCAAAUUCGAAAAAAUUUCCGUAAAAAUUUGGUAAUGGUUUAGGAAUUUUACCUAGGCAUACUAUUGUUAAUUUGUUCUGACUAACAUUUUUAACUUUUUUCUCAGGUUCAUUCAUUUGUUGUUCGAUUCUUGGAAAGUCUGGGUUUAAAACCUGACCCAAAUAAUGGAUUUAACUCACCACAACAUAUUGCAAAUCUUUUUGCCUUUGCAGAUACCGAUGGCUAUAUUGUUGAUGGAUUAGGAAGUUUAGAAAUGACCGCUACAAAAAUUGCGAUGAAUGAUAUAAAUGUAGAAGGUUUUUAAUAUAGGUAUACGAUUAAACAUUUAAAAACACUUCUUUGAGGACAACCAAUUGUUGUUGAAGAAAGAGACGGUAUUGCAAUAAUUGAUGGCUCUAAUCUUUUGGGGGUAACAGUUGGGAAUUAUUGUGCUUCCAAAGCCAGGGAGUUGGCGCGUAUUUACGGAAUCGGCUUUGUUGUUGCGAGAAACGCUAAUUCAAUCGGGCCUGGACAAUUCUAUGCAAGACAAAUGGUUGAACAUGGGAUGGAAGGAAUUGUUAUAAAUGGUUCUACUUUGAGCUAUGC
Messenger RNA from Meloidogyne enterolobii, 771 nucleotides. The record is from the annotation of a GenBank genome assembly. Lineage: Eukaryota; Metazoa; Nematoda; Chromadorea; Rhabditida; Meloidogynidae.